GCAUCGUAUUUUUGAAAGAAGAAACGUCUAUUAUGAUAUAAAUAUGAAUGAGGAUAUAAAAUUACAUUGUUUAAUAGCGGGCGGACAUUAAAAAUAUUUAUUGUAUGCAUAGAAUACCAACGAAGUGCUUAAAAACCGUAAGGACUACAUUUCAACUUUGCCAAGUUCCGGUUUUCAGUGAACAGGCAGUAAACAAAUGGCUGAUGGAGUACACAACUGACGAUGGCUGAACUGAAAUAUGACCUAGCCCUUGUCGAUACCCAAAAAGAUAAAAAGAUACAACAUCAGACAUGGUACAAGGAGAGACUAAGAACCAAGUUUAUAAAGUCACUGAAGCCAAAUGACACAUCCAAGAGCCUUGUGGGAAGGAACUGGGUGUUUCUCAAAGACGGCCUUGAUGAUUUCAGAGAUGGACUUCCUCCUGCAGUUGAAGGAGAGGUUUUUAUAAAGGCUGAGAAGGGGCCUGGUCCGAAUGUGACGGGCAGCAGCGAGAAUGUCUCUCAGGUCAAGCAGCCAGCCAUGCGGAACCGCUUCGACAAGUACCAAGUGUGUUACUCUCAGAUCACCCCCCAACAGCAGCAGAGGAGAGAACACAUCGAGGAGAUAGAGUAUGGCCUGCUGCAGCAUCCACUUGCUCUCUAUCCUCAUCUGGAGGAGAGUGUACCACCAGAGCUGUUUGAAGACAUUGUUGACAUCCUUGACCCUGAAAUGAACAUGGGGUCGGAGGAAGGGUCACUGGUCACGGAGGGGUCAGUGUCUACUCAGAGUUUACCAGAGGAAGAGCAUCCGAGGUCUGCAGAGCCAGCUACACCUGAAAGAGUGGACACAGAGCUGGAGGAGGGGGCUGUGCGGAACCCCUACCGUUGGCUGCCUCGUAAGGAAGAGAAGAAAGACAAGAGGAAAACCAACGAGAAGAGGUCCAGCUCACCCUCUCAAGAAGAGCACAUCACCAAUGUGACGACAGACUUCUGCAAUUGGGUGGCGAGUCUGGGCGGGGAAUCCAACAACAUCGAGGAGUCCACAAUCACAAGCCUGUUCGCCAGCGGCUAUGAGACCAAGCCAGCUCUGUCUGUUCCCAUACAUGUCGUGGAGCUGACCAACGUACCACAGGAGCUGAGAAUGUCAGCUGCAGCUCCUGCACAGCAGCAGACCAACAAGAACUUGCCUCAGUCUGAGGAGAAUGAGAAGAAAUGGUUGUACUCGGGAAUGUAUGAGCCCAGCUGGGUGAAAUUCAAAUACGGGGCGUGGUACCUAAACCCCAAAUCAUGGCAGAGGCGGCAGUGGGACGACCCGCUCAUUGACCCCAAGGAACUGAAGAACCAGGAGAUGUCUGAGGCCAAGAAGAAAAGCCAUGAUUUGAACCUGGAGUUAUCCCAGAUGCAUGGCUCCAAUGCUUUCAUGGAAUUCAUAGACAAGAAAAGUACAAGGAAACCUGAGUUUCUGGAGCAAGUUUCGGACAUUCAGAGGAAGCAAGCAGAGGAAGAACAGAGAAGGUUGGAGGCGGAGUUACAGGCAAAACAGAAAAGAACGUCGAACAGGAGGAAGAGUUCGGCCAAGACAUGAAGAAACCUCAACACUUUGACCAAGUAGCUGUGAUACUCUUUGUUAAACUUGCAUCUGGAAUGCAGGGAUGAGGAUUCUAUUGAAGUUUUAAAUUGAGAAGUUUUACUUUUUUUACAGCAUUAUAUAAUUUCUGUGACUUAGAAUUCCAUCAAUUGCAUUGAUGUUAGCUGUUUGUGAUAGGUAAAUAAAUCAAGAAAUAAAACAUUGUUUUUUCCUAAAUUAUUCAAUAUUGUAUGAAAUACUUAUCAUGAAUAUAUAUUUCAUUGGAUUGCACAAGGCUUUUUGUAAUGAAAAUAAUUAGUCUGAAUGACUCCAAAUCUCCAGGUUAAGGAAAUUAUUUGUAGAUAUCGACAAGGAUAUUGAUUGUAAUGUGUUUCACUUGAUUAUGUCAUUUUUUUGUUAAGUAUUCUGUUUUGUAUUAUAUGUACAUAAAAUGUGAAGAUGUCUGUAGCUGCAAGGAUGUCAUAUAAAUGCAAAUGCAUGAAAAUUU
Molecule: messenger RNA, 2053 nt
Organism: Haliotis rufescens (red abalone)
Lineage: Eukaryota; Metazoa; Mollusca; Gastropoda; Lepetellida; Haliotidae
Product: protein FAM47E-like
Exons: 9
Coding region: 223-1563 (446 amino acids)
Source: RefSeq, a predicted model, not a curated record